Salvia miltiorrhiza (redroot sage) is the source of this 1776-nucleotide messenger RNA. Its product is annotated as peptide chain release factor 1, mitochondrial. Gene Ontology annotation, molecular function: translation release factor activity, codon specific. The transcript has 10 exons. The record is from RefSeq and is a predicted model, not a curated record. Bases 88 to 1374 code for a protein of 428 amino acids. NCBI's taxonomy places the organism in Eukaryota, Viridiplantae, Streptophyta, Magnoliopsida, Lamiales, Lamiaceae. Gene Ontology annotation, biological process: translational termination.
AGUGGAGAAUUUAUAUUGACAAGAGAAAUUCGUAUUUAAGUGGUUUGAUUUAAAGAAGGAAAGGUGAAAUUUGUUCAACGGAGCAGGAUGAGCAGACGAGCAAGAUUUUGGAAAUUGAAACUCCAUGAAUCUCAGUCUCGUUUCUUCAAAAGCCCCAUUAAUAUUUCCCGGCCGCCGGAGCACCGCCGUAACCACCUAUUACUCACUGCACAAACACUCUUCCGUCGUCUCUACUCCGCCAGAGCUGCACUGUCCCAAUCCCAGCCCCAACCCCAGCUUUCUAACGAUCUGAUCAACAUCAUGGAGCAGAAACUAUCGGCUAUAGAAAACCGACAUUCUCAUUUAGUGGCGAUUCUCAACCAGCCGGACGCAUCGCCGGAAGAGUAUUCCACGGCCAACAAAGAGCUCAAGAAGCUCCGACAUACGAUUGAUGUGGUGGCUGAAUUGAGAAAGAAACAGCAGGAGAUUGGGGGCCUAAAAUCACUUAUUGAUGAAGCCGAAGAGGAUAAAGACAUGCGUGAAAUGGCUGCUGAAGAAUUGGGGCAGGCCUCUCAAGAGGAGGAGCGCCUGCGCUAUAUGUUGCUCAAGUCAUUGCUACCCAAGGAUGAUGUCGAUGAACGCGACUGCAUCUUGGAAGUCAGAGCAGGAACUGGAGGAGAAGAGGCUUCUUUGUUUGCCAUGGAUAUUUUUAAAAUGUAUGAGAAGUACUCUCAGAAAAAAGGUUGGAGGUUUGAAGUUCUUGGUGUGGCAGAAUCUGAUGUUAAAGGUUAUAAGGAGGCUAGUGCCGCAAUCUCUGGUGCAGAUGUUUAUGGAAAGCUGAAAUUUGAGAGUGGAAUUCACAGAGUGCAGCGAGUUCCAGUGACAGAGAAAUCUGGGCGAGUUCAUACCAGUGCCAUAUCUGUUGUAAUUCUUCCUCAAGCAGAUCAGGUGGAUGUUCAAAUCAGGAAUGAAGACCUAAAAAUUGAUACAUACAGGUCUGGUGGUGCAGGUGGUCAGAGUGUUAACACCACUGAUAGUGCCGUCAGGAUUACUCAUAUACCAUCUGGGUUAGUGGUUGCCAUGCAGGAUGAGCGCUCGCAACAUCAGAACAAGGCCAAAGCACUUAAAGUAUUGUGUGCGAAGUUGUAUGAGUUGGAAAGGACUCGGCUUGCUGCACAUCGUUCAAAACUUAGAACAGAGCAGAUCGGUAGUGGGGACAGAUCAGAACGCAUCCGUACAUAUAAUUUCCCUCAAGGUCGUGUAACUGAUCAUCGAGUUGGCAUCACUAGCCACUCAAUAGAUGAUAUAAUGGAGGGCGAGGAUCUUGACACAUUUGUUGACGCUCUUAUCUUGCAGCAAGAAAUGGACGCCAUUGCCUCUUUCACUUCUAGAUAGUAACCGAAGAGUUAAAAACUUUUUAGACUGCCUUUUACUACCUAGCAUUUGCAGCUAACCAAAGAUCUCUGUUUUGGGCCUCAUUGUUUCUUCAAGGAGGUUGGUGCAGCUGCUGAAUCUUGCUGCUACUACGAAUCGAUCUGUCUGACCUAAAGAAAUAUCCGAGUAUUGAGAUUGCAAUUUGGCAACCACCUGCUAUUAGUUGAUAGUUAUUGAUGGUUUUUCUAUGUUUCACCAAUGCUUUCAAAACCGAACAGUUUGCUACACAAAUAACUAGAAUAUCACUAUCAGAUGAUGUUGUUUGUAGGGCAUAAGGCAGGAAAAUGCCAAGCAUAAUUAAAUUGAGGAAAAGCAAGCUUGCUUUGCUUACUUUUUGUUAAAUAAUGUGAUGUGCAGUGCUAA